AUGGCUAGAGAGUACGUAAACAAAGAGGAGGUCAGCCAAGUCGUGGCAGCCAACAAACGGCAGCCCACCUAUCACCCUGCUCAUCAGCCCAGUAACAGGGAAAGGCCUAAGGAGCGCUCCAAGGACGGAAGGCCAGCUAAAACCUUCAAGCCGUUCUCCCGGGUAGGGAAGUUCACUAACUACACUCCAUUGAUGGCCCCGAUCGUCGAGGUGUACCAGCAGAUAGCCGACAAAGACAUCUUGUCGAAGCCUCGCCAGCUCAAGGAUAUAACUGGAGGGAACAAGAACCUCUACUGCGAUUACCACAAGGGUUACGGCCAUAAAACCCAAGAUUGUUUUGACCUGAAGGACGCUCUGGAGCAGGCGAUCCGAAAAGGUAAGCUAGCGGAGUUCUCUCACCUCAUAAGAGAACCCAAGAGGCGAGAUCGCGACCGAUUUGGCGAUGAUAGGGGCCGCGUCGUGAAACCAAGGCAAGAGCCCAAAGAGCACAGUGAACGCGGCCUCACCAUCGUGAACGUCGUAGUUGGGAGAGACGCUGCACCAAGGUCGAAGUCGGCAUACAAGAAAGACACCAAAAUCUUGGCCGUGUCAUUGUCUAGUCCUGCGCCUUCCCCCAGGAGAGUCCCGACAAUAUCAUUCAGACCAGAGGACCAAUGGUUCCACGACGUAUCGGACAACCCUCCCAUGGUAAUCACAGCAAGAGUGGGAACUGAUUUGGUCAGGCGAAUCCUCGUUGAUACCGGAGCCGACUUAAACAUCAUGUUCGGAAAUGUGUUUGACGCUCUGGGCCUCUGA
Arachis ipaensis is the source of this 795-nucleotide messenger RNA. Lineage: Eukaryota; Viridiplantae; Streptophyta; Magnoliopsida; Fabales; Fabaceae. The record is from RefSeq and is a predicted model, not a curated record.